CAUAGCACAAAAUAAAAACAUUUUCCCUGGGUUUUUUUUUAUAUAAUUGAAACGAAGAAAUAGAUCUCAAACGCUUUUCUGUUCUUGUUUUUCGCUACGUUUAUUGGCAUCGACCAAAAUGCAUAUGUUGCAUUUUGGGAAAGCGCAGUGGGCGUCCGCUUUGAAAUUACCCUGUGUUGCAUUGAUGAUAUUUCUGGCCUGUCCAGUGAACUCCAUGGAUGUGCUGGUGCCACCAGAGAUCUAUGCUCUCAAUGGGACAGAUGUCAGAAUCUCCUGUGCGUUCACAUCAUGCUACAAGCUGGACGCCAGCAAGUUUGCCAUGAACUGGACCUAUCAGGAGACAAGCAACAGCACAGAGGAGAUGUUCAUGACCUAUAAGAACAAGAUAACACCCUUGAAGUCAAGCCGAUUUGGAGAUCGAGUCCUAUUUUCUGGAAACCUGGAUAAGAACGACCUGUCCAUCACUAUCUUAGAUGUGCAGCUGACGGACGAGGGCAUCUACAACUGCUAUGUGCGGAACCCUCCAGACCGCAUUCAGGGUCACGGCACCAUCCGAUUUGUCGUCCUGACUGAAUUACCGCCACCAAGGGAUUCAACUAUUGCUGUCGCCAUCGGGGCAUCUGUGGGGGGAAUUCUAGCUUUGCUCAUUCUGUCCAUGGUGGUGGUGAAAUGUAUUCGCAGACAUAAAAACCAGGAGCUGAUCUCAGAUGAGCAGAAGAUGGAAGAAGAGGGCAAAGCAGAUGGAGAAGGAGGCACAGAAGAAGCAACAAAACAGCCCUAACCUGCCAUCUUAGCCCUGGAGGCCUAACGGAUGGUGGAGCUCCAUCCUACACAUUCUGAAAUGUAUGCCUCCUGCCUGAAGAUAUGUAAAACGUGGUUGACUCCUCAUCCUAUAACUCUCAUUCAACAUUCCUCGGUUUUCUCGUGUAGCAGUCAAACAUGUCAUGUUAGGAAGAUCUCCACCACAGUGCCAUGGUGUCCAGUUACCGGUGAGAAAUCACAAAAGGUUUCAAACUGCCUCUUCAACUCAGUAUGACAGGUUAAGGUUAUAACAACUUCCUGCAGAACUCUUCAUUUGGACCACGUUUUUUCAAAGUCAAAUAAGGUCUUUUUUCUUCAACUACUGCCAAUAUUAGCACUAAUAAUAUUAGCCAUCCAGUAUUUCUGCUGAGAAUUUUCUAAAGAGAUUAAUUUUAAAUGAUACAAAGUCCUCCUUAUAACUGCCAAAGUGUUUUUACCCUUAUGGUGUUUAUACGUUUUGACAGUUUCUUGAGAAAUCACUGCCCUCAACAUCCUCUCAAGUGGAUGUAGAAACAUAACGUGUGUGUUUGUGUGUGUGCCUUCUCAUUGUGCCAAUUUGCUCCUAUUGAGUUUGAAAAGUUUAUGCUGUUUUUACUAUCCAGUGUAGGUAGAACAGCAGAAAAUUAGGCAGGACCAUGACUAUACAUGAGUGUUGAAAAUGUAUAAUUUGCUAGCUUACAGCACAUAACACCUCCAAAACAUGUACAAUCAUUGCAUGACAAUUUUCGUAAGCAUCAUACCCACACAAUUAGCACAAAACAAAUCAUCAAUUUGCACAAGCAUCUGGCACAUUCCACAAAUAGGGUAUGCUUUGCUGUCCCAUGACAUUUUUUAAAAGCCUUAGAGGCACAAAUCCCAUGUUGUCUCUUCACUUAUUAGAUACUGUACAGUGUGUAUAGAAAAGAAUCAUCCGCCUUUAAAAUAAUUACAUUUAGAUUUUU
Molecule: messenger RNA, 1742 nt
Organism: Sinocyclocheilus grahami
Lineage: Eukaryota; Metazoa; Chordata; Actinopteri; Cypriniformes; Cyprinidae
Product: sodium channel subunit beta-2-like
Exons: 6
Coding region: 119-781 (220 amino acids)
Cellular component (GO): plasma membrane
Source: RefSeq, a predicted model, not a curated record